Pocillopora meandrina is the source of this 4285-nucleotide messenger RNA. NCBI's taxonomy places the organism in Eukaryota, Metazoa, Cnidaria, Anthozoa, Scleractinia, Pocilloporidae. The record is from the annotation of a GenBank genome assembly.
AUGGAUUUCAAACAACUGAUGAACUUGGCCUCUCAAAACAAAAGUCGUGCAGAAAAGCAGGUAGUACAUAAUAUGAAAUUUAUUUUAUGAGUAAAAAUUAGUUUAGCUCUAUCAGUAACUUACUCAAAGAGAUACACUGUGGUAGUUCUUUCAUAGUAUGCACUAUGAGAGAAAAAGGUGUAUGAGCUAAAUAGAACUGCAAAGCUCUUACCAGUUUUAGCAUUUCAGACUUAAUCAUAGCAAUAAAUAAUGUACAGUAAGGGCAGGGAAAAUUACUCUCAUUUGUUUGUUGCUGUCCUUGUCUUAAAACAUGUCUGUGGUUGGUCACCCAAGUCAGAGAUGACCUGUAGACUGGAGUUUAGAAUAUUCUUAUCUCUAAGUCAUCAUUUCUGUGUUUAUUUACUUUUUAUGUAUUCAUUGGCAAUAUUUACACAGGCUGGCCUGUUCAGCUUAAAAUUGGUUUAAAUAGGGGCCUGUAUAAACAAUUUAGUCUAGACCACAGUGCACGGAAGCUGCAUUCCUUACUCUUUGUAAGAAGUGGCUGGGUUUUUGAAUGUCCCCUGCUAACCAGUACAGAAAAGAUGUAGGAGACAAUGCCAAUGUUUUAUCGUCCUUAUCCAAGAAUACUAAAAUGUCUAACCAAUUGCAGCCGUCAUAGCAAAGGUAGCACAUUCCCUGAGUGUUGGAUGGUCUGGGGCUUGAACCUUCAACCUUUUACACUGCAAUCUGGUGCUCUACAAUAUAAGCUUACCAAGUGGUGGCUAACCAUUUCUGUUACUUUGUGAAACAUCCAUUCAUUGAACGUUCAUUGUUUAAAAUUGUAUUGAAUAAAUAGAAAGACACAAAAGAAGUGAUACCCAGGCAUUCUAAUGGUGGAUCAAAAGAAGGUGUCUCACAAGCUGCUGUUCAAACUUUUCUUGCAAAGAGAGAGAUGGAGAAAAAAAAGAAGGCAGGUAGGAAUGCUGAUUGAUACUGGCUUUUAAAAGUUCAUCGAGUGACAGGGAACAAAACAAUAAAAUACCUUAGAGGUAUUUGGGGUGUGAGGGUGAGGAUAAACUAUAAGGAGAUCAUGUUCCAUCAUUGGGGAGCAGGAUACACUCAAAGUUACUUUUCGUGACAUAGUCCAGAAUAACAGUUAGCGGUAGACUUCCGUCUCCUACUUCAUCUCUGUACUGGAAGGGGUUUACUCCACAUUUAAGGUUUUAAACUGUGUGAUUUCAGGGUUUAUUGGGAUAAGCAUUCUUGGUUAAUAUUUUUGGUUGGUUGGGUGAAAGAAGUUGACUUCAUCAACUGAGUUGAUAGAAUCAAAUUAUCUUGUUAUACUCUCCCAGCAACACAGCACUACAUUUUGUUUUAGAAACUUACCCCCUUAAUUCAUUUUUUUUUUUAUUUAGCUGAGGAAGAGGCAGCAAGACGAGCAAGGAUUGAGGAACGUUUAGCCCAGUCCCUAGGUGUUAAAAGAACAGAGUCUUCAAAAGUUACUAAGGGUGGCGUAUCAUCACAGGAAGGACAAAAAAAACCAUCAAAGACAGAUGUGAUAAAUGGAAAACAAUCAACUAGAAUAUUGAAUGAAAAACAAAAAAACUCAGAUCAAAGAGCAUCUAAAAAGCUCCAGGUUUCAUCUUCAAAGAACACUGAUCGCGACAGAACUAGACCAUCUCGGGAAGCUGAUGGCAAAAAUGGUGUUACAAAGUCAAAGUCAUCUUCUGCAAAGAAAGGUGCACCUCUUAGUUUUAAAGAUUUAUUGGCUGCUGCUGAGCGCAAUAAGAAUGGGAGUGCCCCUUUAAAAUCAUCAGUACAAAAUGUUAGCAGUGCAAAGAAAAAGGAAAGUGACAAGGAAAGCAAUCGUGUCAAAAAGGAAAGUUUGGAAGACAAAUUUACCAAUCCAGCACAGGAUAAGAGAACAAAGCACCCAAAAACAGUUCAAACUAGGGAUUCUAAGACAUCAUCAAAACUGGUUACAAAUGAUAGCAGGGUCAAAGCUAAACCAUCAUCUUCAACACAGAGUUUGAGAAUGAAAGAAAAGCAGGACUCAAAGCAAUCUUUAGGGUUAUUGAGCAGAAGUAAAGAGCAUCUGGUCAGUAAAAAAAACUCUACAAUUGCACCAAUACCAAGUAACUCAAAACAUAUUAGUCCAAGUGUGGAAAGACAGUUAGUGAAAGAAAGACAACUUUACCAUCAAAAGGAAAGAAUGCUGCUAAAAAGGAAAAGGAAUCCUUAUAUGGAUGAGAUGGAUGAUUUCAUUGAUGAUGAAGAUGUCGAUGACCCUGCUGAUGUCUCUAAGUAUAUAAAGGAAAUUUUUGGUUAUGACAGAUCAAGGUUUGUAUCUCUUUUACAGACUGAUUUACACCUUACCAUCAGUAUCUAUAUUCUCCACUCUCUUGCAGUUAUAUUUCCUUUAGUACUGACCAGGAGAAUUUCUUUAACUAUCAAGAGCUACUUAAAUUAGUUGAUGAUCAUUUCCUUUAUUCUUGUGACCUUCAUGUGUCAUUCAGAGAUGAUAGAGUGAGGAGGAACUGGAUGCUAGGGUUAAAUUUCUUUUGAUGUUUUAAAGAAAAAACAAUUACAACAGACAUUUGUAUAGACUGACUAAUGUUGUCAAGGUGGCAGCAUCUAGGGCAUUCAUAUCUAUCACAAGUGAUAGCUUUGCAACAGUGUCAUAUAGAACAUUAGCAGUCAUAAGCGUGGUGGAUCUGUAUGUGACAUAUAUUUUAGAAACAGGCAACUGCGGACAAUCUAGUUUGCAGAAUACAACUUUAUUUUUAUGAAAACUAACCAACCACCCUAAGAUUUUUUUCAUGAAGCCUUUCAGUGAAUGAUUAUAAGUUAUUGUACCAGUGCUCAGACAGUCUAGUCAAAGACCCGCUAUCCAAAAGUCUAGAUAUUCUAAUUGUAACUUGCUUGAAUGUAAUCUUUCCCACAGAUUCAAUGACGAAGAUGAUGAUUUGUCUUGUAUGGAAAGCAGUUAUUCACAAAUAGAAAAGGAAGAACAUAAGAGGUAAAUGUAGGAGAUUGUCACAAUCAUGAACUCUCAUCGUGGGAGUUAUUGUUAAUGUGAUAUUCCCUGAUUAAAGAAAUUAAAUUCUGGACACAUUGUUAGGGGAAGGGCAGUAUGGGAAAGAGUUGUUUCAGGAGGACAAGGGAACUGAGAGUUGUUGCUCCCACUGUAUGCAGCUUUUGUUUUUUAGCUGCUGGUCUGUUUCUGGUUUAACCAUCUUGUUACAUCACUAGUUAUAUUUAGGACUGUAAGCAAACCAUGACUGCUAUGGUGGGGAAUGCAGAAAAGCAAAAAAUCUAAAGAGAAGAAGAAUAUCUCCUUUCUUGGACAUCUCUAAGCCAUCCUCUGCAAAACAACAAUGUGAAAUCACCAAAAUUUGCGCAAUUUCUUUAAGUUUCCAUUUUGAACUCAAUGCUGCUCAUGUACCAUUUGCAAAAUUCUUACAGAAAAUUUAAAUUUUUUUUUUUAUCAACAUCCUCUUCUAGGUUGUUGUCCUGACUGUUUAAGGUCCCUUAUGUGUCUAGCCUCCCAGCACCUUUAAAAUUGCAUCUCUUUUUUUUUGCAUCCUUUUUUUUCCUGAAGGCCAUUUGACCUUUAUCUUUGUUUGGUUGAAUGAUGCAUCUUUCAUGGGUUGUUAAAAAUCUUAUGUAAAUGUUUCUUUUUCUUGUUUCACCAGUGCCAAGAUAGCUCGCCUGGAAGAUGAAAUUGAGCAGUUGAAGGAAUUGGCAGAGCUAAAGGAAAUGAGAGAUAAACUCAAGAAGAAAUCAAAGAAAUAAAAUUAGUUGAAGAGUGUGGAAACUAGUUUUUUUGUCAUUUUAUUAGGGCUAGGCAGAUGAGAAGUCUAGUUACCAGGUAACUACAGAAAGACAUAACUAAACUCUUCUGCAGACAAAUUUUCUUUAGGAGGGAUUGACAGCUUUCUUCCCUACUGGUGUGUGAGACAAAGAUACAUUACUAGUCAUUCUUACAUGGGGAAUGGUCUUCUUGAUAUGUGGCAAUGUGUUGUUAACUGCUUGAAAAGUCUUGUGUUGGAUUUUCUGGAAGUUUUCUAUCAAGUUUUCAAACAGCAUGAAAUAAUCACUGUUAAGUACAAACAUCUUUCGAGAAGAACAUAUUUUCCCAAAAGAAUGAACUUUAAUUUACAUUAGAGCAAAUUUUAUUCAGAGAAAUUGAAAAAGUUAACAAGUCAGAGAAGGCUUGUUGCUCUCUUCAGAAGUGGAGGAUAAAGUUCAGAAUUUAAUGACAAGAUAUUUUAUCUAAUAGACUUUAUUUAAUUUUGCUUACCUA